Messenger RNA from Anopheles darlingi, 688 nucleotides. Its product is annotated as single-pass membrane and coiled-coil domain-containing protein 4 homolog. Lineage: Eukaryota; Metazoa; Arthropoda; Insecta; Diptera; Culicidae. The record is from RefSeq and is a predicted model, not a curated record. The transcript is spliced from 2 exons. The coding region runs from base 192 to 374 and encodes 60 amino acids.
CACGUUCCCGAAGGGUGUCGGUCAUCACAACACCCCAAGCGUUCGAUUUGUUCGGCACAAUUUUAACGUUCAGGCCAACCAAGAAACAUCUGCGAGAACACGAAUACCUGCCCCUACCCGGAGGAAAUUAGCCACCAUUCGACCGUUUUUUGUUGAAAGUGUAACGUUUCUACCUCUACUCAUCGAACAAAAUGCGUAAGCUACGUGGUGGCCAAACGAAGGAAACCCGCAAGCAGCGCCAGGAAAGGCGAGAAGAAGUUUUGAAAAUUCGUGAGCAAAUGAAAACCAUCGUCCUGCCGACGGUUGGUGUGCUUUUCCUGUGCAUAGUCGUGUACGUGUACCUCAAGAGUCGUCCCCAGUACGAGGAGCUGUAGGUGGAAAGACUCCAGCGCCGGCUGGUAAACCGGUUUUACCCCGUUGGAUCCAGUUCCAACAGGCACUGAGGAAGCGAGAGAGGGAGUUGGGCUUGACCGGAUCGGAUACGUCUUCGAUUCCCCGUCCACGGCACACCCGCGCGUAUAUCCACCGAAACGGAUGGAAGAUGUAUUUAUAUUUACAACCAGUUCUAUUUUACAACAUUUUUGUGCAAUGUUAUUAUGCAGAGUCCACCGCUGUGCGGGCGGCACGCAGCGUGUAAUCGUUCAUUUUACUAUCGUACACUAAGCAAAUGUAUUUCAACCGUUUCUAU